UUUAGUAAGCAUGAUAUCUUGAGUUUGAUUCAUUGAUUCCCGUUGACACUGUUUUUCUUAAUUUAUAAAAAAUCUCUUUCUUUAAAACAUUUACAAUCUCAGUCUUACCGUCCUACAACAAAAGAAUCAUGUAAAGCAUUUGAUUUUUUUUUUUUUUUUUGUUUAAACCUCAACAUGCACUUUCUUUUUAUUCGUCUUCUUCUUGCCAAUCCCAUAUCCAUUCCAAGAAAAUGUUUCUUGCCCGCCAAACUUGCCCUCUUUUUCUCCACAAAUUCCAUCCCAAAAAUGCUUCUAAGUUAAGGUGUAUUCCCAAGAAAUUCACCGUUUCUGCUUCCCUUAACACCAUAGUUGCUGCUGCCGCUUCUGGCUUUGGUGCCACUGUCCAUGGGUCUGUCACUUCUGCUAUUACCCAAGUGGCUGUUACUGCCUUUGCUUUUGCCUCUAGAGCUUGUCUGUCCGCUAAGGUUGACUUUUUGUGGCCUAAAGUUGAGGAGCAACAAGGUUCUUUUACAGUGAAAGGAAUAGAUGUGACUGGCUAUCCUAUAUUUAACGAGGCAAAGGUUUGCCAUCUCUAGUUGCCUCAUAACUUGCAUGUAGUCCUAUUCUGCCACUAAAACACUGAAUUUGUGAAGGAAGAAUCUUAGCUAUGUUGGUUCCAUCAAGUGGCCUAAGUGUAUGAAACUGUAUAACUAUUAAGUUUGUUGCAUUGUGCUGUGUCUAUAUACUUUGUUCUUCUGAUAAUCUUUUAACAACUUACUAGUAUUUAUUUUUCUGUGGAUGCUUCUCAUGUGCACAAAUUGCAUGUAGGGUAUACUUUUUUAUUCUGUCAGCGUAUUAUGAUAUUUGACUCCUAUAUUGGCCUAAUGUUUUACUUUUUUAAUCUGUCUCGGUUAUACUUGUAGACCUAUACAAUAUGACUAUUUCUAUCUUUCAUAGAAGUUAGUGAGCCAUUCUGAUAGUAUGCAGGUACAAGGAUAAUUGCCGUAUAAUAUGGUAGGAAAACAUCUAAGAGUAAAAGCAAUAGACAUUUUGAUGUUUUAGACAGUAACUGUAGCCAUUUUAAUGUUUUGAUGGUAAUGGUUAAUGGUUUGUUCUUAUGAUAACAAUGUUUACAUGGGUAGAUAGUUAAUUGAACUCAAUUCUUGAUGGUCUGGAAACUUGGUUCAUUCUUUCUCUUUCUUGUAAUAUUAUGCUGAGUCAAUUGCAUUCUAUCUUCUUAUUACUAAAAAAGAUAGCCCUCUAAAGUGCCAGUGUUGCUCAAAAACAUGCUUCAUUUUCAGUUAAUUCUUUAACUAAGGUCUUGAAGUUUGGUGUAGGCUAUUGACAUGAUGAUGAUACAUGUGAAAGUUUGCUCAGCAUAGAAACAGAGUUUGGUGAUGAGGUCGUAAAGUUGGUAGCUGGUGCUUCUAGAUUAAGUUAUAUAAAUCAGGUAAUGUCUUCAUUUUAAUUGGUUCUGUCUGUAGAGUCCUCAUCCUUAAUCUUGGUUUUCCAUUAAAAAAAUAUUUGUAAGCAGAAAGCUUACCGACAUUUUAUU
Molecule: messenger RNA, 1534 nt
Organism: Durio zibethinus
Lineage: Eukaryota; Viridiplantae; Streptophyta; Magnoliopsida; Malvales; Malvaceae
Source: RefSeq, a predicted model, not a curated record